Galendromus occidentalis (western predatory mite) is the source of this 759-nucleotide messenger RNA. RefSeq names its product probable U3 small nucleolar RNA-associated protein 11. Gene Ontology annotation, biological process: rRNA processing. Gene Ontology annotation, cellular component: small-subunit processome; nucleolus. Lineage: Eukaryota; Metazoa; Arthropoda; Arachnida; Mesostigmata; Phytoseiidae. Bases 1 to 759 code for a protein of 252 amino acids. The transcript is spliced from 5 exons. The record is from RefSeq and is a predicted model, not a curated record.
AUGUCAUCUUUCGCGAAGUCUCAGAAGACAGCGCAGAGAAUUCAUAAAGAAAGGCAUCAACUCGCAGACCGGCGGCAUCUUGGAGCGCUCGAGAAGAAAAAGGACUAUCGGGUUCGAGCAAGAGACACAAAUGAGAAGAAAGCCCAAAUCAAACGUCUCCGACAGAAAGUUUUGGAAAAGAAUUCGGAUGAGUUUUACUUCCACAUGAAAAAUGCUGCGCUUGUUGACGGUGUCCACCAAGAUAAGGUCAAAGGUGAAGAAUUUUCGGACGAGCAACUCAAACUGAUGCAAACACAGGACUUGCGAUACGUACAGAUGAAACGUUUGAUAGAGACUCAAAAAAUCGAGAAACUCAAAGCCAACUUGCAUUGCAUAGGGCUAACAGAAGAGACUCCUAAUACACACACCUUCUUUGAUGAGGAGGGUAAGCCCAUGAAAGACGUAGAUCUCGGCGAGAAAUUCCAAACGACGCCGGAGCUCGCAGAACGUAAAUACAAUCGACUCUCUUUGGACGACUUCGGCGUAGACGAAGUUGUGCUGAAGGAGGAGGUGUUGAAAGACGCUGCCAAAGAAGCGAAACGAAAGUAUCGAGAACUCGAAAGCAGAGUCAAACGUGAACAAGCGCUCCGGGUGCUUGAGGAGAAAGUUCAAAUGAAAAAGCUUCUCCUCGACAAGAAGCAUCCCCCGAAGGCGCGCGUCGUCGAGGGCAGCAAGUCGCAGGCACCGGUUUACGUGUGGGCGAAAGAAAGGAAGCGAUAG